CGCCGGCGGCCCCGGCAUGGAGAAGCGGGUGGUCGCUGGGCCGGAGGGGGCGCCGGGCCCCCGGGCGCAGCUCGCCGUGGUCUGCCUGGUGAACAUCUUUCUCACCGGGAGACUCAGCAGCGCAGUUCCCGCCUUGGCCGCCUGCAGCGGGAAGCUGGAGCAGCACACGGAGCGGCGUGGUGUCAUCUACAGCCCAGCCUGGCCCCUCAACUACCCCGCGGGCACCAACUGCAGCUGGUACAUCCAGGGCGACCGUGGGGACAUGAUCACCAUCAGUUUCCGUAACUUUGACGUGGAAGAGUCCCACCAGUGUUCCCUGGACUGGCUGCUGCUGGGCCCUGCAGCUCCACCCCGCCAGGACGCCUUCCGGCUCUGCGGCUCGGCCAUUCCUCCCGCCUUCAUCUCUGCCCGCGACCACGUCUGGAUCUUCUUCCACUCAGACGCCUCCAGCUCCGGCCAGGCCCAGGGCUUCCGUCUCUCCUACAUCCGAGGGAAGCUGGGCCAGGCAUCCUGCCAGGCAGAUGAGUUCCGCUGUGACAACGGCAAGUGCCUACCGGGCCCGUGGCAGUGCAACGCGGUGGACGAGUGCGGAGACGGCUCAGAUGAGGGCAACUGCUCAGCGCCUGCUUCGGAGCCACCGGGCAGCCUGUGCCCCGGGGGGACCUUCCCGUGCAGCGGGGCGCGCUCCACCCGCUGCCUACCUGCCGAGCGGCGCUGCGAUGGCACCCAGGACUGCGGCGACGGCUCCGACGAGGCUGGCUGCCCCGACCUGGCGUGCGGUAGGCGGCUGGGCAGCUUCUACGGUUCCUUCGCCUCCCCAGACCUGUUUGGCGCGGCCCGCGGGCCCUCGGACCUUCACUGCACGUGGCUGGUGGACACGCAGGACCCGCGGCGUGUGCUGCUGCAGCUGGAGCUGCGUCUCGGGUAUGAUGACUACGUGCAGGUGUACGAGGGCCUGGGCGAGCGCGGGGACCGCCUGCUGCAGACGCUGUCCUACCGAAGCAACCACCGGCCUGUGAGCCUGGAGGCCGCGCAGGGCCGUCUCACCGUGGCCUACCAUGCCCGUGCCCGCAGCGCCGGCCACGGCUUCAACGCCACCUACCAGGUGAAGGGCUACUGCCUCCCAUGGGAGCAGCCUUGCGGGGGCACCACCAGCGGCGCUGAGGGGGACGGAAGUGACGCUGGCGACCAGGGCUGCUUCUCGGAGCCCCAACGCUGUGAUGGCUGGUGGCACUGUGCCAGUGGCCGGGAUGAGCAGGGCUGCCCCGCCUGCCCUCCUGACCAGUACCCCUGUGAGGGCGGCAGUGGGCUGUGCUAUGCUUCUGCUGACCGCUGCAACAACCAGAAAAGCUGCCCGGAUGGUGCCGACGAGAAGAACUGCUUCUCUUGCCAGCCGGGCACCUUUCACUGUGCCACCAACCUGUGCAUCUUCGAGACAUGGCGUUGCGAUGGUCAGGAGGAUUGCCAGGAUGGCAGCGAUGAGCACGGCUGCCUGGCCGCUGUGCCCCGCAAGGUCAUCACGGCCGCCCUCAUCGGCAGCCUGGUGUGCGGCCUGCUGCUUGUCAUUGCCCUGGGCUGCGCCUUCAAGCUCUACUCCCUGCGCACACAGGAGUACAGGGCCUUUGAGACCCAGAUGACGCGCCUGGAGGCCGAGUUUGUGCGGCGGGAGGCGCCCCCGUCCUACGGUCAGCUCAUCGCCCAGGGCCUCAUCCCGCCCGUGGAGGACUUUCCUGUCUACAGUGCGUCCCAGGUCUCUGUGCUUCAGAAUCUUCGCUCGGCCAUGCGGCGACAGAUGCGACGCCACGCCUCCCGCCGGGGGCCCUCCCACCGCCGCCUUGGCCGCCUUUGGAACCGGCUCUUCCACCGGCCGCGGGCACCUCGAGGCCAGAUCCCCUUGCUGACCGCUGCCCGCACCUCGCAGACAGUGCUGGGUGAUGGGGUCCUGCAGCCCGCCCCAGGGGCCACCUCAGGGCCCAGAACUGACACAGGCAGCCCCCAAGCAGCCGGUGACGCACCCCCUGGGGCCCCUGGCCAUGCACCAGAGGGGGGACCUUCAGGGCCACCCCCAUCCUUGGGCCUCCGAGACCCAGAGGGCAGGCAGCCCGUGGACAAGGACAGAAAGGCCAGCAGGGAGCCACCUGUGGACAGCCAGGUCCCUGCGGACACACCCCGGGAGCCCUGCUCAGCCCAGGAUUCCCACAUACAAGCUUCCACUGCCAGCAGCACCCUGGGCUCCCAGCCGCCGGAGCCGCUGGGGGUUUGCAGGAGCCCUCCAGCACCCUGCUCCCCAACGUUGGAGGUCAGUGAUGACGAGGCCCUCCUGGUGUGCUGACCUUUAGCAUAAACUGGGGACAGCCACAGCUCUGCUUUGUAACCAGGAAAUACACAGUUGUUUCUA
This is a messenger RNA of Ochotona curzoniae (black-lipped pika), 2398 nucleotides long. It is a transcript of the gene LRP3, whose product is annotated as LDL receptor related protein 3. The transcript has 7 exons. Bases 17 to 2332 code for a protein of 771 amino acids. Lineage: Eukaryota; Metazoa; Chordata; Mammalia; Lagomorpha; Ochotonidae. Gene Ontology annotation, molecular function: protein binding. Gene Ontology annotation, cellular component: plasma membrane. The record is from RefSeq and is a predicted model, not a curated record.